AUGGCCAUCGUCAGUUACCGCGAAACUUUGAGCGAAGUGUUAUACACAAUUGAGGAUCCCAAUAGCCCCAUUGAAAAGGAAGAGAUUCCAGCAAAGCAGAUUUUAGCUUCGCAGCCUUUACUCGUGGAAAUCUAUCAAUACAAGAACGACGUUACAAUCGAGACACGUCUAGACAACAGAAUUCAAAAGUAUGACCAACUCUCUAGAAAAUCACAGCACAUGAUCAUUGAUUACUUUGAAGUGGGUCAUUAUAAGGAGGGCAUGCAGCUGAUAGAGAACCAAGUCGCAUCGCACAAGAAACCACCGUUCAACAUCUUGAUUACAUUGAUCAACUUCAUCUUGCAGCCCAAGAACGAGCUACGAAACAAAGACAAAUUGGUCAAGCAUUGGUUGGAAUGCAAGCGAGCACAUGCGCUUCUCUUGGAUAUACUGAGCCUGUAUGGACCCGACAUCUACUUGCCAGUGUUUAACGAAUUCAGAUCAUUCGAACUCAUAUCCAGCAAAGACAAAAACAGCCUGCACGAUGAUAUUUACGAGCUAUUGAAUACCAAGCGACUAAGCGAAUACAGAGAUUUCUGGAAUUUCACAGACAGAGUGCUAUCAGCCACUACCACAGAUCUAGAGACGAGAUGCAGUGGUUUGGUCUUGGAUUUCUUUGUCAAUGUGCUGCAAAUCGAUCUCAAGUCAAGAGUGCAUUGUGAAUCCGAGGUCAUGAAGUCCAUUUUCAUGCGCACUUUAAAGCGAGAUGCCCUCAACAAGCUUAGUAAAUUUGACCACUACCUCAAGCUGUUAUUACGUGAUUUUCCAAACCAAAACGAAGAUCUGUUUCAUUUGACAGGCGACAUUUUAAACAUGAUCAUCACCGUAUCCAGCUUUGACAAGGUAUCCAGCGUGGAGGAUCUGGUCUCUCAGACAUACAUCCACUUUCAAGAGAUGACAACGGACGCCUCCCAGCAAUUUAUGCAAAUCAUCAAAUACCCAUCCUUUAUCUUAGCUCUUUGCGAUUUAGCACUUGCAGAUGCAGACGUCUCAAUGGUGCCUGAGGAACACAGGCACUAUCGUAAACAAAAGCACAGACCUCUCACAUUACAAAAGCUGUUCCUUUACGCAUUCAAAACACUGCCCCUGCAGCCAGACAACCUGGAAAGCAUUUACCGUCAUAUUGCCGUGGUGUCUAAAUACUGUAUGUGUGUCUUGUCAACAGCAACUGUCAGCCACAAGAGAGACAAUACAGAGACCAACACUGCAUUUCCUAGCGAUCAAUUAGAGUUGCUCAUUGGUGAAAAAGACGAGGUGAUGGUGGACUGGGAGAAUACCAUUGAGAAGCUGUUGCGUGAUAACAAGUUUACUGGUGACUUACCAACAUUGGCCAAGAUUCGUUGGUCCAUGAAGAUGGUCAAAAUAACACUGACUGAGUAUUUCUAG
Molecule: messenger RNA, 1425 nt
Organism: Mucor velutinosus
Lineage: Eukaryota; Fungi; Mucoromycota; Mucoromycetes; Mucorales; Mucoraceae
Exons: 5
Coding region: 1-1425 (474 amino acids)
Source: RefSeq, a predicted model, not a curated record